AUGUGUUUCGGCAAAGCGGAGUUGCUGGUUAACUACCCCUUUGGUACACGUCAACAGAGGAAGCUCUUUCCUCACCACCACCCCCCAAACUUGUUGGGGAACAAGUUUCUUCCUCUUCGAGGAGCGCCUCACAGAGGGCCAGGAUGUUACAUUGCAGAAGAUGUAUACGGAUUGGCAUACAACCUCUCUAAGAUCCCAACCAGUAGAAAAGGAUAUACUUUUGGUGCCAGAACAGCUGAGAGGUUUAAGGAAAUCAACAAGGACAUGAUGCUUUACCCCGGCAUGUACCAGGCUGCAAAUCCUCAGGAGCAAAUACACAAACAAAAUUUUGCUCCAUUUAAUGCCUUGUUGCCUCGAUUUAGGACAUACUCAAAGGACAAUUAUUAUCCUGGCCCUGGCACAUACAACCUGGAGGUGAAACCACCCCCCAAAAUCACCUGGCCAAUGAAAUUUGGAUCUCCAGACUGGGCUCAGGUUCCAUGUCUACAGAAAAGAACCCUAAAAGCUGAGUUGUCCACCGACAAGGACUUCAGAAAGCACCGGAACCGUGUGGCCUACCUAAGCCUGUUUUACAGUUGAGGAGCUGUGACUACCUUCACAUGCUCCUCCUAACCAUGGAUCCAGGACUGAGGACAGAGCUGCUCUUCCCCCCUGCACUGCCCUGCUCUCUUGUCUGCCAGCAUG
Molecule: messenger RNA, 684 nt
Organism: Neomonachus schauinslandi (Hawaiian monk seal)
Lineage: Eukaryota; Metazoa; Chordata; Mammalia; Carnivora; Phocidae
Gene: CIMAP3
Product: primary cilia formation
Biological process (GO): regulation of cell projection organization
Cellular component (GO): ciliary basal body
Molecular function (GO): cytoskeletal protein binding
Source: RefSeq, a predicted model, not a curated record